Molecule: messenger RNA, 4635 nt
Organism: Mauremys mutica (yellowpond turtle)
Lineage: Eukaryota; Metazoa; Chordata; Testudines; Geoemydidae
Gene: GGACT
Product: gamma-glutamylamine cyclotransferase
Exons: 4
Coding region: 264-737 (157 amino acids)
Molecular function (GO): gamma-glutamylaminecyclotransferase activity
Source: RefSeq, a predicted model, not a curated record
AAAGGAAGAGCAAAGGUAGGCAGCAUGCUUCAGUGGAUAAAGCACAAAAUUAGGAAUAGGUCUGUGACCAAACAAGAGGAAAAGCAGGUCUCUCCCAGACAGGAGUGAUCAUCCCACCUGUCUCCAAUGAAAUUAAGCAAGCUGUCUUUGAUAUAGUGGACUGGAUAGGGGUAUGGAUUGCUCUGUGAACCCUGGAAGAGAAAGGCAGAAUUGAGCUUGAGUCGCUCUCUGCUCUUCUCGUUUGAGAGGACGUGUAAGGUAGAAUGGCUCGUGUUUUUGUGUAUGGAACCCUUAAAAAAGGCCAACCCAACUACCAGCACAUGAUAAAUGGUACCCACGGGAGAGCAAGAUUCCAAGGCAGGGGACGCACUGUGGAGAAAUACCCUUUGGUGAUUGCAGGAAAAUAUAACAUUCCCUUUUUGCUGAACAUCCCAGGAACUGGACACCAUGUUUCUGGAGAGAUUUAUUCUGUUGAUGACCAGAUGCUGCAAUUCCUUGAUGAAUUUGAAGGUUGCCCAGACAUGUAUCAACGUACUCCAGUGAGAAUUGUAGUAGUAGAGUGGGAAGGUAAAAGCAGUGCACCUGAAGAGAGGCCAGCUGUUAACAGCAUUAUGGAAUGCGUUGUGUACAGCACAACUACCUACCAGCCAGAGUGGAUAAACCUCCCUUACUAUGACAAUUAUGAUUCCUUAGGGAAUCACGGUCUUCAUUAUGUGCUACGUGAAAGUAGAGAUUAAAAAUGAAAGGUAACAAAAUGUAUUAAGAAAAUGUACUAAACAUGUCUUGAUCACAAGCCUCUCUCAAGUAAAUCUACAAUACUUUUAUUGAAGCACCUAAGACCUUUUGUAACCUUUCUAGCCACAAAAUCAUUGAUUCUAACAUCAUUACCAUAGAGAUACAGACUCUAAUGCCAAGCCUGGCAAAAUUUUACUUGUUCCCUUGGCCAAGAUGAAUAAUUGUUUUUGAUUGGUGAGUAAAAUACUUUGGGUUUGGGUUUUUUCUUUCUUUUGUAAAAUCAAGGUAAAAGGGCAGCUGAGUAGAAAGGUUCUUCACACUAACUGGCGAAGUUUCAUGUCAGGUUUGUAAAACUGGUAAAACAGUAGUGCUACUGCAAGAUAAUGAAAUAUGGCUGAUUUCAGUACAUUGGAAAAACAGCCCAGAUUACUGCACGACAAUCCUCAGUCAGUAUCUGUCUCAAAAGAAAACAAUGACAUCUAUGUCAAGUGAUAGAAAAAGUAGUAAAGAGAAUUAGAAAAUCCCGAAAAUAGAAUGAACUUCUCUGUGUGGUGUAACAAAUUGUACUGAAUUUUGUCUGUUAAAGCUAACUUGAUUGUAACAAUUGUUUGUAAGAUCCACUGGGUUUAUAAAAUGUAUUAGGAUAAAAUCUUGGGAAUGUACAGGAGUUAAAUUUAAAAUCAUGUUAUUUUGUCCCAUUAGACCAUCCCAGCACUUUUGGGGCCAUUACAGUCUGAGUAAAUGUGGGCUCAGGGACUUCUUAACAGCUGAUUUUAACUGCCCAGUACCUUUAUAGGACUGUUUUUUAGCAAAGUACUUAGUGAUAUAAUAGCUCAUAAGUCUGUAGGAAAUCUUUAAUGCAAAAAUCAAAUACAUGAAAAAUGAACUUUUUUUUUAAUUUUUGUUUUUUAAAUAUAAAAAAGGAUUGUCUUUUUCUUUUGCACUAUUUAGGCAAACACUUUUUUCUCUUGCUGCUUGUUACCUAGUAGGUCCUCUACUUUACAUGUAAUAUUCACAGAGCACAUGCUACAUUCAUUGUAUAAACCUGUCAAUGAAGGGAGGAUGCGUGUGUGUGAAAUGUUAUUCUACACAUUAGCCAAAUUACACUUUCAGUGAGGUUCCUUGCAUUGGGGCUACAACAUCAAGACAGUUUUUUUUGAGACUGUAUACCUGCCAUGUCUGCAGGUUCGGCUGAUUGCGGCUCACUGGCCUGGAGUGGUGAAUCACGGCCAAUGGGGGCGACGGGAAGUGGCGGCCAGCACAUCCCUCAGCCCGCGCCACUUCCUGCUGCCCCCAUUGGCCUGGGACGGCGAACAGUGGCCAGUGGGAGCCACAAUCGGCCGAACCUGCGGCUGCGGACAGGUAAACGAACCGUCCCGGCCCGCCAGAGGGCUUACCCUGAUGAGCCACGUGCCAAAGGUUGCCGAUCCCUGGUAUAUACUAUCUGAUGACAAUGGGAGAUUUUCACACUGAUCCAGGGAAGAAUAUAUUUUUAUUUAAUAAUUGUAACACUGUUGUAUGCAGAAUCACAUGGAAAAGUUAUACAGGGUACUUUUAAACAUGCCACUAAGAUGGAUAGGGCUUUUAUUUCAGGCUGCCUGACACACUGAGUCAUAGCUAGGUUUUCUUCAAAACUGUAAGGGCUAAAAAUAUUUUUACUGAAACUUGGAAGAAUCUUGCAUGGUUUCUUGCUAAAUUUCUUAAGCAGACAGUUUUAUCCCAUACUGCUGUAAAACUAGGACAUUGGAAUGGAUACACUGUUGAAUAUUGAAUUAAGUAUAGUGAUGCUUGACAAAGUAAAGUGGUCUGAGUAUAGGACAGGGAGGGGGUAUGUCUACAUUACAAUCUUAAGUCGAUCUAGGUUAGUAAUUACUGUGGUGGCUGAUGUCCACACUACUCACCAGGAGCACUUCCAUCAAGUGAAGAGCGGCAGUCAGGUGGGUGGAGACCCAGGGCUCCCAGCUCCCCAGUAGGAUCAGGGAGGAAGCCAUGCCCAGAGUCCAGUCAGGGAACUGAGAGCUCAGGGGGAGACAGCUGAUGUAAGUGUCUACGUUGACACUGUGUUGCCCUAAUUACACUGCCAUAAGCCCUAUGCCUCUGGUGGAGGUGCAGCUGGAGUUGUAGUAGGUACCCCAUUGGCCAGACAAGGCUGUAGUGUAGACAGUGACAUAAUUAGGUUGACAUAAGUUGCCUUAUGUUGACCUAACUACAGUGUAGGUUAGGGUUUAGUCAGGAUAGGAUUCAGGCCUGCCUGAAUUACGCUUUCUGUGGUUUUAGACAAAUCACUAAGGGCUUGAGGUAGAAGUAACUCAGAAAUCAAGGACAUACCCUUGGCCAAACUGGAGAUAGCCCCGUAGUAAGGUUCUAACGUCACUUUCACCCUGAAAUGAAAAUACCUCUUGGCUCAAACACUUCAAGCAAAGUGGGCCUUUGGGGAAAAUUUCUAGCUGAAAAUGAAAGUCAAGGGGAUUUAGGUACCUAAGUCACUUAAAUAAUUUUGAAAAUUUUACCCUUCUCCAUUAUGGAGGGGCCACAGGCAUGCUAGAUAGGAGGAGAUCUUUCUAGUAAUUGUCUAUAGUAGUCAACCAUUAUACUAGGAGAGAAACUGGUGGCAUUUCUACCCAAAGCAAAACAAAGUACUACUACUGCCCUCCUAGGGACUUUCUUGGGUAGCAGUACAAUCCAGAGCAGGGCUGAUGACAGAAUUAGGCUCACAGGAUAAACACUUGGCCUGAGACUGCAGCAACCAGGUUUGUGGGAGCUGCACACAGCAGGCUUAGGGUUUAAUGCAUUCUUGUAACUGGGGGUGGGGUGGGGUGGGGUGGAAAGAAACCUCUGCAAAACUACCUGAAGUGAAGCUUCAGCUCCAUGGUAGGCAGUCUUUAAAUGCGGGACCUGUUUACUUUCAGGGUGAUCUCUGCCAUUCAAGAGAGAGUGGUUACUGACCUUUCACCAGCAGCACCCCUAUCUACAGCGGCAUGUUAGGACGCUGGAGAAACUAAAAUUAGUUUUGGAAUAGAGUAUAAACAAAGAUCCAACUUCAACUGAUGAUUCAAAAUAGUUUCAGAUUUUGUACAACUUUCUUUCCCUCUGGUUAUCUGUAAGUAAAGUAAUGCAAUUCUUAUACUGCAGCUUUACAAGAACAUGUUUAAGCAGAGCAUAAGUUACCAUUUUGGUAACCACUUUCAGUGAACACUCGGGCUCACACUUCCUUUUGCCUGCAGUAGACAGUAAUCACAAAUGUAGAACAAAUGCUCUUUUGUUUUAAAACAAAUUGAAAAUGUUCUGCACAAAAUACACCGGAUGACCACCUCAGCUGGUCUGAGGCUUUAGACGUGUGGGGGGUUUUCACCAGGACUCACAGUUCUUUCAGCUUUGGAAGAACCACAGUAGGUUACUGGAGACACACAAAUUCAUUUUUACCAGUCAGGAAUAUAGACUUGCUUCUCUUCCUUUAUAGCAUCAACCAAUGAUGGACUAGGUUUAGAACAGGGGUCGGCAACCUAUGGCACGUGUGCCAAAGGUGGCACAUGAGCCGAUUUUUUAUGGCACGUGGGGCGGGCUGAGCCGCUCAGCCCGCCACUGCUCUGAGGUUCCGGCUGCUGGCCCCUUGCCAGCUGCAGCCCCACUCACCUCGCUUCUGGUUGGAGUUCCAGCGCAGGCCCCCUGACAGACAGGCUCCAGGCCUCUGGCCCUGCUCAGCCCUACCAGCCGCCAGCUCCACUCACCUCAGCUGCCGCUCUGGGGUUCCAGCCAGUUAAUAACUGAUCACUCAGACGCCUGUGUGCAGCUUAAAGUCUCCAAAUAUGUGCCACCAGACAUUGGAAAGCUCAGCAAGGGCAAGGAUCACACUAAACUGAUAAGAUCUGCAUUUUAAUUUAAUUUUAAAUAAAGCUUCUG